CAAGAUGGCGAAUCGUACGGUAAAGGACGCUCACAGCAUCCACGGCACCAAUCCGCAGUACCUGGUGGAAAAGAUCAUCCGGACUCGAAUUUAUGAGUCCAAGUACUGGAAGGAGGAGUGCUUCGGGCUCACAGCUGAGCUUGUUGUGGAUAAAGCCAUGGAAUUGAGGUUCGUGGGUGGCGUGUAUGGUGGCAACAUCAAGCCAACUCCUUUCCUGUGCCUGACCUUGAAGAUGUUACAAAUACAGCCGGAGAAGGAUAUCAUAGUAGAAUUCAUUAAAAAUGAGGAUUUCAAAUAUGUCCGCAUGUUGGGGGCCCUGUACAUGAGGCUGACGGGCACUGCCAUUGACUGCUAUAAGUAUUUAGAACCUCUAUACAAUGACUAUCGGAAAAUUAAGAGCCAGAACCGAAAUGGAGAAUUUGAAUUGAUGCACGUGGAUGAAUUUAUUGAUGAGCUACUACACAGUGAGCGGGUUUGUGACAUCAUCCUGCCCCGGCUUCAGAAGCGCUAUGUGCUGGAAGAAGCUGAGCAGCUAGAGCCCCGAGUCAGUGCCCUGGAGGAGGACAUGGAUGAUGUGGAGUCCAGUGAGGAAGAAGAAGAGGACGAUGAUGACAAGCUGGAGAGGGCCCCAUCCCCAGAUCACCGUCGGCGAAGUUACCGAGACCUGGACAAGCCCCGUCGCUCCCCAACGCUGCGCUACAGGCGAAGCCGGAGCCGAUCUCCCCGGAGACGCAGCCGGUCUCCCAAAAGGAGGAGUCCCUCCCCCCGUCGAGAAAGACAUCGCAGCAAGAGCCCAAGACGCCACAGGAGCCGAUCCCGAGAACGGCGCCACCGCUCGCGAUCCAAAUCUCCAGGCCAUCAUCGGAGCCACAGACACAGGAGCCACUCAAAGUCGCCUGAAAGGUCGAAGAAAAGCCACAAGAAGAGCCGGCGGGGGAAUGAGUAGGGGAUGCCCGUCUGCUUGCCAGUAUCCUGGGCUCCGAAGGCACAGCCUCGAGGCCAGCCUGGCCUGGCCUCACCACCCCUGUGGCAGCUGCCUUUGUGUCUUCUGCAGCUCUUUCUGCCCCUGCCCUGGUUUUUAUGACCUUUUUUUAACUGGCCUAAGCCGAGCCGUGUUGAGUUUUUGUGACGUGGACUUUGGAUCCUUCCCCAUUUGUCUGGGGGGAGGAUCAGGAUGUUUCGCCCUAAGGGCUGCCAUGACUCCUUUUGUACCCCAUUUUCUUUUUCUGAUCACGAGGUUUAUCUGCAGACAGUAAACUGUGAUCACCUGUAGGGAGUGAUGUCCCUGCCCUUUCCUUUUGUAAUCUGUCGUAAGCGUCACGUAGCCUGUUUGGCAGCCUCUGCUGCGAUGCCACUGGCCACCCCUCUCUUGGGGCACACAGACCGGCCCCUUGUUUUGCUAGCAGUGGAAAGGAUCCUGGGUUGGGAUUCAGCAGGCUGGACCUUGAAUUCUGGCCGCCUGACCUGGGCUAGGUUCUUGGAGGAGAAAUUCUCCUCCGUAGGAUUCAGGAAGUUGGACUCUCCUGACUGGAGGUUCCUCUCUAGCUCAGCGUUCUGCAACAACAGUCCGGCGGCCCAGCCUUACUCAUCCAGCAGCAUCUUUGGGUGCCUUCGGGCCCGAGAUGGUCCCGCCACCACAGACUUAGGGGGCUCGUGGACUCCUUACAGUAAAGUAGCAAAAGAACAGCUUAUGGGCGAUGUAAUCUCAUGUCAGGGUGAAUGAGUGCGAUCCUGUUUAUAAAGUAUAUUAGCACCCACUCUGUGCGGAGGCCCUUGUUCAGGGCACACACACGAACAGGUCAGGUUUCAUUCCUCGAGGUGUUCAGCCGUCUAGAUGGCCUUGGCAGAAUGUUAGGGAGGUGGCGUGUCUACAGAGUACACACCAGCAGCUCUAGGCAGCCAGGGUGGGAGCUGGCAGCACCAGAGCCAGCCUUGCCCAGGAGGGCGGGGAGAACAGUUUAGCAUGAGCACGAAGAGGCAGGCUACAUUUCCAAGGCAUCCAGUAAGUCAGUUUUUUGUGUUUGAAAGUAAGGAAAGGAAGCCACAUGGAAGGCCUUGAACGCUAACCCUAGGCUUUCACAUAGGGCGUGACAGUCGUUUUCAUUGAUUUCAUUGGGGCUUUAGGAUGAUUAACAUGGCAGUGUGGGGCAGGUGAACUCCAGGGCGGAGUACUGGAGCUCUCCGUUGUUGAAUAAAAUUAUUUUCAGAACUAAAGUUAUUAAUGAGUCAGCUUAGUCAGUCAGCACAGUACUUAGCUAUUUGGAAAGAGCAUUUGGUAGAACAGACGUUUCUUGGCUUUCCUCGACUAAGCCCUUUUGACAGUUUGAUGAAGCCGGCACACAGACCCUUUCUCAGAAUAAUGGUUGUAAAUACAUAGGAUUGAUCUGGGAACCAGGUUUAUUGAAAUAAGGAUGUGUUGCUAGCAUGUACAGCAACAGCUAUGGUUAGGUGGGAAAACCAAAGCAAGCAGAAAUUGGAUCCGGUGCCCUGUGGAUUUCUGCCAUAGGUGCUUUCUUCUACUUUCUUGGAUAUCUGGCCAAACCUACGAGGCGAGCCUUGGCCCAGGUAUCUAACACACUGGAGAUCCCUGAUUGGACUCCAUUGAAGGCUCCAAAAAGAUAUCUCCAGACUCAAAUACUGGGCCAAAUCUAUUCAGAGGAGAUUCAGCAGGAAUAAAUGCAAAGUUCUACUUCGAUGUUGCUUUCAGUCAUAUCUGACUCUCUGUGACUCUUUUUGGAGUUUUCUUGGCCAUUUCCUUUUCCAGCUCAUUUGACAGAUGAGGAAACUGAGGCAAACAAGGUAAGUGGCUUUCCCAGGCUCACACAGCUGGGAAGUGGCUGAAUUUAAGUACUGCACGUGGGUUCAGGAAAUCAAAUUCCAAGUGUGAGAUAAGAGAUGUGGCUGGGCAGAAAAUCAUUGAGAACUCUGGGGAUUGGGGAGGAAGGGUCCAGAGGGCUGCAAGUUCAGUGGGAAUCAGUAGUGUGAUAUGGCAGCUUUAGGAUACCUUGGGGGAGGCAUCCUGACCAGGGCUAGUGAGCCCCUUGAGGGUAGGAAUGGACGAUUUUUUUGUACCCCCAGCGCUCAGCACAAUAAGGUUUGCUGAGAGACUGGAUUCAGCCCCAAUCAGGCCACACCUGGAAUAUUGUGCUGUCCUCCAGGAGCCACAUUUUGUCCAGAGUGUUGCAGCCGGGACAGUGCAGGGCUUCAAGGUUGGGCCAUAAAGAUUAUGUAAAGGAAUAGCAAUCAAUAUGAUGAAUUCAUGUUAAGCAUCUCAAAGUACAGGGUGGGGGAUACCAAGGUAAGCAAAAGCCUGGUUUCUGCUCUCUAGGCAUUCCCAUUCUAGUGGUGGAAACAACAUGUACGUAGAGACAUACGUGAUAUGUGACACCGAAUGGAUGGAAAGUACUCAAAAGGGAAGGAAUUAGGUGGGAAGUCUUCAAGGAGGCCGACCAUUCUGUGUGGAGAUCAGCUGUCGCCAACUCUAGGAAGGCCAGAAAGGUGGCUAGGGCUCUGCAUGCCAAACUUACCUCAAAGGCAUUAGGGAGCUGCUGCAGUUCAUCAAGUGGCCUGCGGAAGGAUAAUGUCAGACCAGGCUUUAGAAGAGUCGCUGUGGCAGAUGAGUGUAAGAUGGAUUGUUGAGAGUGAUGGAUGGCAUUAAGGAUGGCACCAGGUUGGGAACCAGCUGGCUGGAAUGCUCAACUUUAGAAGGGAGGAGGGCUUAAUGGGGGAUGGACCAAUGAGUUCAGGUUUGGGAUGCCAGUCAGCCGGAGACUGCUAAGUAGAGCUCUAUAUAUUAACAAUUGAGCCACUGAAAUCACUGAGAUUAUUUAAAGUGAAAAGAGGACGGGGCCCAUGUCAGCUUUGGGGGGCCCCCACAGUUAAAAGGAAUAAUAGAAGCAGGGAAACUGAUGGGCAGGCAAACCAGCAGAGGUAAGGAUGGGUAUCUAGAUUAAGUGUCAGAUGCUGCAUGGGUCGUGAGGAGGACUUGAUUUGGUGAUCAAGACACCCUCAGUUCCAGCUGAACGAAGUGGGGUGAAGGCUUCAAGUGGAGAUGGCUUUUUCAAGAAGGGAAGAGAGAUAGGACAAAAGCUAGAAGAUGGGUGGUAGGAUUAGGGGAUGGUUUUUAAGGAUGGGUGAGACAUGGGGAUGUAUGGAAUGAGCAGAGAAGGCACCAUCUUGGAGGGAGAGUGGAGAUGCUAAAGGGGCCAAUCUGCUGGAGAGGGCAGGAUGUAAUAGGAUCAUUACUGCAAGUGGAGGGGUUAGUCUAGGCGAGGAGUAGAGUAAAGCAGAUAAUGGAAGGAGAUGGUUUAGUAAUGUGAGAUGAGGAACGGGCAAAGAACUUUCCAUGAAUAGUCUCACAUUUUUUAAAGAUAUGCUUGAAAAGCUGUCAUGUGGUCAAGGAACUAGACUUUCUAUUUGGCCCCAAAAUGUAGGACUGCGCAAUGGGCAGAAUUUGCAAAAAGGCAGAUUUAGGGUGGAUGAUGUAAGGCAAAGACUCCAGGAGAGGCCAGUGGCUUGAUGAGGAUGUUGUCAAGGGGCUUCUUGUGCAGUCCGAGUUGGCUAGCUGGCCCCCCAGGACUCUUCCCACUCGGGGAUUCUGAUGCCAUCCACCCAGUAUUUAACUAAAUAGUCCAAAACAGUAGCUAAAGCUCUUGCCUUGAGGCUCAUGGUCUCAAUAAGGCCAGAGGGCAUUGGGUUUAGAUCCUUCAUGGUCACCAAACUAGAAUUGCAGAAUUUGGCGUUGGUAGAGACCAAGAAAAGAUCACCAUCCAACUUUCUCACAGAUGAGGAAACUGAAGCCAGAAGUUUUAUCUGUAUUAUCUAUACAGAAUAAGUCCUGGGAAUAAAUCCAGGAUGACACGGCCACUUGUUUACCCAGAGUGCCUCCUUCCUUCUAGGGGCAUUGAGACCAAGCCAGAUUUUGUAGUUGAUGGGUAAUGUCUCGAGACCUUGAUCGAGGUCCGCCAAACUAACAGACAAACCCUGUGCUCUGCCGUGAGCCUGAUGCCAGUGCCAUGACAGGGAGAUCACUGUUCCUCUUCUGGUAGAUUGCCUCUGUGCUCAUUAACACUACGCCUGUUACCCAGAGGCAGCUUGGAAGCCUCACAAACUAGUUUUUCCAAACUAGCAGCCAGGCUCUCCACACCUCCCCAACCCAGAGGUGGAAAUGAAGGCACUUCAGUCAUGAAACCUCGUCUAAGCUACAAACGUUCCACAAUGUUGUCCUCUUAGGGAUAAGUAAAAGCAGAAUCCUAUGCAUCCUAUGCUUCGGGACAGAGCACUGGUAUGGGCACAGUAGAUGACAGUAUUAGACUGGGAGUCAGGGAGACCUGAAUUCAAUUCCUACUUCAAACAGCUGUGAGAUAGGACCUGAUUUCUGCCUCAGUUUUCUCAUCUAUAAAAAUAAUAGUAGCACCUACCUUUCAAGGUGGUUGUGAAGACAAAUGAGGUAAACAGGCAACAUGCCUUGCAAACUUUUAAACUUGUAAAACUAUUUUUAUAAACAUAGUAAGAAAGUUCUUUAGGGACAAUAGUGACGGUCAUUUCCCUUCCCUCCGCUAAGAUGUUGGAGUUUUUGCAGGGACACAGAUUCUUUCCACCUCAAUCUCUGGGGUUAGGUCAGGCAUUGAGGACCGAGGGAAAAACAUGAAAGGGCACUGUGAUGCAAUUGGCAUCGAGAGGCUCUGGGUUCAAAUCUCACCCCGUCCCGUUCCCCCCCACUUGCAGUGCCCCAGGCAGCUCUCUUCACACCAGGGCAGCAUCACCAGCCAGCAGUACCUCAUCCCAAAUCACAGGAUCACCUUUUUAUCUGAAAUCUUUACUCUGGCAAACACCUUGGCAGAGGGUGGCCAGGACAUGCUCCCCCUUUCCGAUGAAGCAAAAGCCUGAAGCAAAGAACCCGAGAAAUUAUUGACCAAGGAGAAAACUUGGCCCUGAGAAGUAGGCCAUCACAAAGGAAGGGACAACAGUUGAGAUUUGAACUCGGGUCCUCUGACUCCAAACCCACUGUUUUUCCAGUUAUUUCCAGAAUUCCUAUGGUUUUUUUCUCUUCAAAGAGCCAGGGACUGAAGAUAAAGCAAAGGGUUGAGCUCUCCUUCCAUGACCUAACCCUAAUUAGUGGGGCUCAAGAAGGAAGAGGACCAAAAUGGAAUUUCUCCAGAUCCAGCAAACUGACUUUCUCCCUUUGAAGUUUCAAUCGAUAACUAUCGAGAAGAAAAAAACCUGGACUCCUGUUGUUGCAAUUUUGUUUUAUUUUUUUUCCUUUUAAAAAGUUUUUGGCACUACAUAGUUCUGUAAAGAAUAGAAGUGACAAAUUUUAAAACACAUGAAAUCCCUUCCUAAUUCUUAUUUUUAAGAACAAUAUAUAUAAAGUCUGAAGCAACCAAAGUAUGAAUACAGCUAAUAGAAAAUAAAGAACUUAAUUUUUUUUUAAA
This is a messenger RNA of Monodelphis domestica (gray short-tailed opossum), 6434 nucleotides long. RefSeq names its product pre-mRNA processing factor 38A (gene PRPF38A). The record is from RefSeq and is a predicted model, not a curated record. NCBI's taxonomy places the organism in Eukaryota, Metazoa, Chordata, Mammalia, Didelphimorphia, Didelphidae.